Messenger RNA from Paecilomyces variotii, 895 nucleotides. RefSeq lists its product as hypothetical. The transcript has a single exon. The coding region runs from base 334 to 876 and encodes 180 amino acids. Lineage: Eukaryota; Fungi; Ascomycota; Eurotiomycetes; Eurotiales; Thermoascaceae. The record is from RefSeq and is a predicted model, not a curated record.
UCUCGUACAGUGACGCUGUUCUAGACCCGCGACUUCUUGUUGUGACAAUCGAGGUCUGCGGUGAUAGACGGAAGCGACGACAACGCGUUCUAUUUCUCUUAGUCGUCUCAACCCUUCACUCCCGUCGUUUCUACACCACCAUAUCCCUACCGCAAAAACAUAUUAUUCCUCGUCGUCGAGACGGUCUUGUACCUGGGCGCGGGCGUCUCCUUCACUUCCUGCACAUAUCGCAGCAAGAUAAUACCGUGCGAUCAUCGACGCGGUUGAUCUCGACCGACAGCUGCCUAGGGUUGCGCUGUCCCCUCAUUCCCUACCUUUCCUGUAUUCUUCACCAUGUCUCAUUCAGAGAAACCAGUCGUCGGUGCGCGCGUUAUCCGGAGUACAAACGAGACCAACAAUGGCGAGGACACAAUCGCCAUUCCUCCAGUCGCGCAGACAUUACCUCCCGCCAAUACACACAGCCCCAACUCUGAAUCAGCCGAUGAGAUGCCCGAUUUCGACCCGAGGGUCGGAGCAAAACCGUACUCUCCCUUCUACAGCCAUGCGGACACGAAGCCUUCAGAAGAGCACCUCAAGGCUGAUGUGAAGAUCAUCAGCCGUGAAUAUUCCUCGCAGGACCUUGAGAGCGGUGGGCGUUCUGCUUAUAAACAGUCCGUGGAUCUCAACCGAGCGUCCAAGAUAUGGGCUAAAGAAGACAAGAGACAUUGCGGUUGGUUUGACGCCAUGACUAAGGAGCAGAGAUUGGCUGUCAAGGUGUUCCUAGCAUUGCUGAUCGUGGGGGGCAUGAUUGGUAUUGCAGUUGGCAUAACCGCAGCUGUUGGCGGAGGCGUGUGGAGGUCAAACCACAGACAGGCUGCAAUUGGUAGCCACACAUGAACAUAAACGAUGCUUCGUA